AUGGUCCUCGCACGCCGUACCAACACCAAUGGCCAACCCGGUGCGAUGUCCACACCAUUGACACGCCUGAGAAAUGGGUCCAGAGCGCGUGUGUACUUUGCAGGUAAGGAUGUGCUCCAAAUGGAGGCUACUUACUCCUUGAACCAUGUUAAUGACUUCUGUAGUAAUGGAUGUGGCAUGGAUAUCGGCGUGAAAAAUGGAAAGGUUGUUGGUGUCAGAGGCCGCACAACGGACCGCGUGAACAAAGGAAGAUUGGGACCGAAGGGGUUGAAUGGAUGGAUUACUGUCGGCCACCCAGACCGACUAAAGUACCCGCUCAUCAGGCGAAACGGCAAGCUCGAGCGCGCAACAUGGAAUGAGGCAAUGAGUCUUAUUGUUGAAAAAGCCAAAGAAGUUCGCUCUCGUUUGACAAAUCAUGGCAUCGGGUUCUAUACCACCGGGCAGCUCUUCAUUGAGGAAUACUACGUCCUUGCUAUGAUUGGAAAGGCGGGUCUAAACACGCUGCACAUGGAUGGUAAUACGCGACUAUGUACCGCAACUGCUGCAGCAAGUAUGCGCGAGUCAUUUGGCUGUGACGGCCAGCCCGGAUCGUACGCCGACGUGGACUACACAGAAUGUCUGUUCCUGUUCGGUCACAACGUCGCAAACACUCAGACAGUCCUUUGGUCUCGUAUGCUAGACCGCCUAGACGGUCCAAGGCCACCGAAGGUAAUUGUGGUUGAUCCCAGAAGGUCUGAGACGGCUAAACGCGCAGAUGUUCAUCUCACACCCAGGAGUGGAACCAAUGUGGCCCUUUUGAACGGGAUACAGCAUCUUUUGUUUAAACAUGGCUGGGUAAACGAGGGGUAUGUCUCGAAGUACGUUGUUGGAAUAGACGAGCUUCGAAAGACAGUCGAAACGUACACGCCAGAGCAUGUGCAAGAGAUCACGGGAGUUCCUCCAGAUCAACUGAUGGAGGCUGCCAGAAUAAUAGGGACAACGAGGAGUCUCCUCUCGACGGCUUUGCAGGGAGUGUACCAAUCCAACCAGGCCACCGCAAGCGCGUGCCAGAUUAAUAACAUCAAUCUUCUCCGUGGACUAAUAGGCAGACCUGGUAGCGGCAUCCUUCAGAUGAAUGGACAACCAACGGCACAGAAUAACCGAGAGACAGGAUGCGAUGGCGAAUAUCCAGGAUUACGAAACUUCCAAAACCCAAAUCACGUGCAAGAUAUCGCUGAUAUCUGGAAUAUUGACUACAUAAAAAUGCCACAUUGGAACCAACCCACGCACAUCGAGAACAUGCUCACAUAUAUCGCGGGCGGUUCGAUUGAGAUGUUCUGGAUUUCAGGCACCAACCCUCUAGUUAGUCUCCCGAAUCUGCCUAAGGCCCGUGAGCUCCUUACAAAGCCCAAUUUGUUCGUCGUGUGUCAGGACAUAUUCAUGACCGAAACAGCGGCUAUUGCGGAUGUUGUCCUGCCCGCAGCGCAAUGGGGAGAGAAGACGGGUGUCUUCACGAACGCGGACAGAACAAUGCACAUUUCACUAAAAGCCGUGGAGCCACCGGGAGAAGCACGUGCAGAUAUGGAUAUCUUCCUCGAUUUUGCAAAACGAAUGGACUUCAAGAACAAAUAUGGUGGCCCACUGGUCCCAUUCAACGGUCCCGAGGAAAUUUUUGAAGCAUGGAAGCGCAUGUCCUUUGGACGACCCUGUGACUGUAGUGGGAUCAGCUAUGAAAAGCUUCAGGGAGGGUCUGGCAUCCAAUGGCCGUGUACGGAAGCGUACCCGUUUGGCAAGGAACGACUAUUUCAGGAUGGUGUCUUCUUCACAGACCUAGAAUACUGUGAAAGCUUCGGCCAUGAUCUCGAGACAGGAGCCCCAUUGACGAAGGAGCAGUACAAGACUUUGAAUCCUGCGGGACGGGCAAUCUUGAAACGCGCGCAUUACAGGCCGUCGUUGGAGGAAACAAACGAGGAGUAUCCAUUGAAUCUUUCCACGGGACGCAAUGCUCUCCACUUCCACACGAGAACGAAAACAGGGAGGAGUAAACGACUUCAGGAGGCUGACCCCGAGCCGUGGGUUCAAGUGUCGACUGAAGAUGCAGAAGCGUUGGAAUUAAGCGAGGGCGAAAUGGUUGUUGUCAAGUCUAGACGGGGAGAGGUAGAAUUACCGGUCCGGGUUGGAAACAUUUCUCAAGGCCAUAUCUUUAUUCCUUUUCAUUUCGGAUACUGGGAUGCAAAGGAUGACCGGUCUAGAGCAGCCAAUGAGUUGACGAUUGAACAAUGGGACCCUGUCUCCAAGCAACCAGCCUUCAAAUCUGGCGCCGUGCGCAUUGAAAAAACCGUCCAAAAAGAAGGCCAAGAGAAGCUCCACGCCAAAGAACAACAGACAGCCGUCGUCCACAGUGUCGAGAUGAAGAAGAAACAAACAACCAGCAUCCCCCAACAACCACAAACCGACCAGGACAGCCCACCUCGUGUCCGCAGACUCGAACUCUGGCUCGGUGCCACCUUCGAAGCCAUGAAAAUGCUAAUCGACUUCUACGACCACCUUAUACCGCGCCUCAUCCACGACUUCGACGUGCAGUCGGGCCUACUAGUAAUGCACCGCAUCGCAACAGAAACCUGCAAACGCUUCAAACCCAUAGUUGAGAAAUACCACGAGAGUAAGCAAUACGGCCGUUCCGUCUCUCAGCGUCUUUUGGACACCAUCAUUCCCAAAGAUAUCAACAAAUCGGAUCCCUACGAGGCAUUGGCAGCUUUGCAGUCGCUGCAGCUAUUCCUUACGUAUAUCGAUGAUCACUUAGUUGCAUUGCUGCCGGCUAGCCAGGCACUCUGGGACAAAGACUUUCUGGGCGCUGUACAGUUUGGGCAAGAUUCCAUUAUGAGGCAGAAGGCGUGGGCUUCGAAUCAUAUCAAGACAAAAAGUCCGCAGACGUUGCUUGUGCCGAUGACUAUACCGGAGGAUCUGAACUCUCCGGAUUCGAGUUUGGCAGGGACUUUAAAGUGUUAG
Molecule: messenger RNA, 2988 nt
Organism: Aspergillus chevalieri
Lineage: Eukaryota; Fungi; Ascomycota; Eurotiomycetes; Eurotiales; Aspergillaceae
Product: molybdopterin oxidoreductase family protein
Exons: 4
Coding region: 1-2988 (995 amino acids)
Molecular function (GO): oxidoreductase activity; molybdopterin cofactor binding
Source: RefSeq, a predicted model, not a curated record